Molecule: messenger RNA, 270 nt
Organism: Dovyalis caffra
Lineage: Eukaryota; Viridiplantae; Streptophyta; Magnoliopsida; Malpighiales; Salicaceae
Source: the annotation of a GenBank genome assembly
AUGGUAGUGGUAGGUCGGUGUUGCAAUGGAUUCAACAAAGAUGAAGCUAAUGGUAAGUAUGAUGGCUUAUUGGUGGUUUUGCUAGAGGUUGAAGAUAAAGCUGGUGGUGGGCUUUGUUGUAGUGGGUUUGAUGACAAGAUAAGACUCGGUGGUAGGCUAUGGACAAGGACAAUGAAGGUAGCGGUAAGUGUGGUGGAUGAUGUUGUUUUGUUGAAGAAGAUGGUAGUUUGUUUUGGGGUUGUGGAGAGUGGUAGUGAAGGUGGUGGCUAG